AUGAAUUCAAAACUUACAUUGCCGUUUAAAUCGACGGUUGACCUUGCAUUUUCACACUGUGCCAGCCAUAGUCCACCAUCGCCCAGACCACCCAUCAUUUUGUUACAUGGGGUUUUCGGAUCGCGGAAGAACUUCCUCACCCUCGGCAAAGAGUUGUCUAAGAUUUUAAACACGGACAUAUAUUCGGUAGAUCUACGAAACCAUGGAUCAUCACCUCGAGCAAGGCCCUACGAUUACGUUACGCUGAGCAGAGAUCUCAGUCUUUUCUGUGCAAACAAUAUUGGUGUCGAUGUUCCAGUUUCGAUCUUAGGAUUCUCAAUGGGAGGCAGAGUAGGUCUUUUGUCAUCGCUUUCGAAGACUCUCAAAGUAGAAAAAUGCAUAUCCAUUGACAUGCCGCCCUACAGAUUAGCACGCCUAAACAGACUCUUGCUCGAGAAUAUUGCCAAGAUUCGCGACAUAUGUGAGAGACGUAUUAAGAUAAAAAAAGGUGCCAAAGAAUGGCAAAAGCAAGUUCUUAGAGAAUUCCAAAGCAUCCCUGCAAAUGACAAAUUAUCCGUCAUCUUGUAUUUUGCCUCUGGGUUUUUAUCAGUAAAGAGCAAUGCAAAACCUUAUGAACCUUCAUUAGACGAAGAUCCUUACAUCACAUUUGCUAAUCCAAUCUUACAAAUGCCGGGUCUUAUAGAAGAUCUAAGAGACUGGCCUAGUGCCGAUCGACUCUCUUAUGAGGGCUACAACGCAACUACUGACACGGUCACUCUUUUCCUGAAGGGUCUUAAGUCUCCUUUUAUCGAGAAUGACUAUUCUCUGCUAGCUGAGCAUUUUCCGAACUUCAAAGUCGAGGAAUUUAAUACUGGCCAUAUCAUAAUGGGAGAGGAGCCAGCAAGGUUUCAAGAGUCUGUCGUUCGAUUUUUCAGUUAG
Lachancea mirantina is the source of this 918-nucleotide messenger RNA. Lineage: Eukaryota; Fungi; Ascomycota; Saccharomycetes; Saccharomycetales; Saccharomycetaceae. The record is from the annotation of a GenBank genome assembly.